CGGCCGGCGCUGCCCCGCCCCCCGCCCGCGCGUUGCCCCGGUAACCGCGGCAGCGGGAGGGCGGCGGCGCCGAAGCGGCCGCGGGGCGCCGAUGCGGGGCGCGCGGUCCCUGGCGGCGGAGGGGCGCCGCGCCGGCCAUGAGCCCCGCCGAGCGGGGACCCGCCUCGGGGCACGGCCCGGGGGGCGCCGCGGCACCCUGCUGCUGCGGCGGCGGCGAGCUGCGGCCCGUGCGCGCCCUGCGCCGCCUCAGCGAGCGCGUCGCCGCCGAGGAGGCCCGGGCUGCCACCGCGGCGCCCGGCGGCUGGGAGGAGGCUGUGCAAGGUUGGGGUGAAACUGCUCCCUUCGCCUGCUUUCAGCUGCAAAAACAAGCUAAGAAAUCAAAGGCAAAUGAAACUGUCAACAAUUGCCUGUUUUGCUCGGACAUGUUGCAGUCUCUUGACAAAAGUUUAGGCCAAGAAGUCAAGACUAGAAGAAAUCAGUCAAAAUCUGAUGGCAAGUUAAGUGAAUCAGCUUCAGAAAAGGAAGAGAUUUCAACCCGUUCUAGCAAGUCUAACUGCUAUCCUACAGCAGAUGGCAUUAAAACCGAAGUACAUCACAGCAAGUUACACUCUGUUCAAACAUCCCAAGGUGAAAAGAAGAACCUGCCAAUAAAGGAAUACUGUAUGUGGAACCUAGAUGUGAAAAAUCCAGAAGCUGUGAGGCAUAAAGAGAUAAAACCCCAGGGGCUUAAUAUCCUCGGUCCAAAUAGCUCUGCAUCUUUGACUUCAAAAUCUUUACUACUGUUUCCACCCGUGAAAGAUGCCACUCCCAAUGAUACUUCAGACCCAUCUUGGAGGAAUAAGACGACCAUUAUCUCUCAGAAAAUGCUCAGUGGUACUUCAGUUGAGAUUGCUUCCUAUAAUCAGGAUGCUAAAGCUGUAGAACAGAAGAGUAAAAAAGGAACUGAUGUCAUCAAUGAUCAAGUGAAGGAAAAAAUAGAAAUUCAUGAACUGUCAUCAUUUGUGCCAAGCCAUACGAAGGUCUCUCUCCUGCAAGAAGAUCCUGAGCAGUCACACUGGCAUUACGCUCUUGCAGCAAACAAAAAUAUUGCAACUGUUUCUAAUCCUGUUGCUCUGAGAAAGAACAGUCAUCAUGCCUGUAAGCAGCUUCCACAUACAGAAGGAAUACAACAUACAAAACAUUAUGAUAUCCAAGGCUCUUUAACCAACAAUGUCAGGAACAGAUAUGUUGAGGUCAAGCAAGAAAAAGAAGCAAAAAUACAGGAUGUCCCACCACUUUCUGGACUAUUACCUUCCUUAACGGUCAGCCGUGUUGCAAGAGCUACACUGCCGUCUAGACUGACCUAAAAUUUUAUAUUGUAAUUUCAUGCCUUUUGUUUGUUUGUUUGCUGUACAAUGAGGGAAAAAAAUGAAGAUUUCCUUGUGAGCAAUCUGGAUACAUGUAGCUUCUGUAGGUGCUAUUAAUAGCAUUAUAAGCUGCUGAAUGCCAAUUACUUUCACAUAGGUUUAGUUUCUUCUUGACCAUCAGAUAGCCCAUUAGAGCCUUAAAUAGCUUAUUCUGGGGAUGAACUGCAACCUCUUCAUUCAGAUGCAGUCUGAAUGACUAGCGUAGUCAAGCAUGGUAUUUAGGUAUUUGAUCCCACUAAGCACUAGAGCAAUGCCUGACUUUAAGAACAUUCUUAAAUCCAUGCCUACUCAACAAGGUAUUUAAGAAUAUUCUUACCUUAAGCAGUGUUUAAAUCGUAUUGAACUUCGCAGACUUUUGCAUACCUUCUUUGCUAAUUUUGUACCUAAAAGAAAGCAAACAGCAGCAGGACUGGAAGUUAUUUACAAUUAUUUGUUCUUACUAGUUUUAGAUAGACUUAUUUUUUUAAUCCCGGUAAUGUUUUAUUUGCUUGUUUCUGUUUAAUAUACACAUAGACCUUGUUUCAUCUCAUAGUAAAUAGGGGGACUUUUACAUCAAAUUCUACUUUGUUUUUGUGUUAAACAUAACAGCUAUUUGCAAAUCAAAGUAAAAUAGCAGUCUUUCCAUAGAUAGAUAACUGCAAUUUGGUUGUAAUAGCUUCGACACAUGCACAACAAAGAGCAUGCUCCUUAGCAUUCAGGACAGAGAGACACUGCAACUUAGCCUUUCCCUCUUUUGAUGCCUUGAUGGAAAUUUGGAAGUAAUAGGGAAAGAUAAUACCAGUCCAAGACUCCCAUAGCAUGAGGUUUUCACUUUAAACCAGAGCUUUAGAUUCAGGAAUUCAUUGUCUUUUCAGAUUUAAUUCUUUUUUAAUAAGUAUGUGCAUAAAUGUAAAGUUUUCAGCAUUUUUCUGGCAUCAAUUUUUUAACCAUUUAUUCAUCUUCAGGUAUCUGUACAUCAGAGCUAAAGAAUAAUCACCUUCUAGAGGCAUAGCGUAGGUUAAAAAAAAAGUUGUUAUACAGAAUGGCUAAAUGAUUACAUGUUUAUUCCUUUAAAAAAGAGGAUGACAGGGCUUUACCUCUCCCACCACUACUGGAGUGCAGUGAUCUCUAGAGAAGCAUGUAGGAGCUGUCUACAAGCAUUAAAUAAUAGUUCCAGCAGUUUGCAUUGUGUCCUAAUACAAAUUUUACUGGAAAUUGCUUAGGAAAUCUGGAGAUCUUCUGCAAUACUUAAAUAAGUUAUGUUACAAGUCUUCUCUGCAUGUACUGUGACAUAUCAGCGCGAAGUGCAGAAUCUUGCACUGGAGGUUACACCAGGGCUACCAUUUUUCUCGUGGUAAAUUCGAUUUUUCUAGGUAUGAUAUCUGUGUACUGGAGAGAAGAGUGCCACCUACUGAACGGCUAACGAAAUAAACACCUAAGACAGAAAAAGCUCCCAAGUGCUUUUACAACUACUGUCUUUCAUCUGUAUUUCUUCACUUUUACUGAAAAACAAAAGCUGAGCGUUUCAAUCUGAAAUUACAGAAAUUUUUCAUACCUGUUUGUUAUUUUGUUGCAAGUCAAGAGAGAAAAAUGCAUAAUUCUAAAUACAUUACUUUGUCCAAACGCACAAUGGGAUUAUCCUACAAAAAGGGAACAAAACAUCACUUGAUUCACACCUCGACGGUGUAUUGGAACAUUGUUCCUCCGUGCUCCUGACAGUGAUCUGUUUUUUCCCCAGUGUUUUUAUCCAACUAGUUAGCUAUAAGAUUUUCCCUUUUCCCCAGUGCAGGAUUCCCCUCACUCAGUGACUCCUUAAGAUUUUAGGGUAGCUCUUUAUAUAGCAGUUGUGUUACAGAUCUUUGAUAAGCACAGUGAUGCAUCAGCUUGAAAUAUGGAAAAUGAGAUUCAUCACCAGAAAUUCAUUUUAAAUAAAAAUUUAUACAGGAUAGUAAAAAUGAGUACUUUUUACAACCUCUAUUUAAUGAAGUACUUAGAUUUCAUAAUGUCACUGGAAAAUACAUUAACUAUUUUAUAUUGCAAGGUCAAUUUAUAAAUAUUUUAACGUGAUUUUUGUAUGUGAUGCUUUCAUGAUACUAAAGUUAGAAAUGGAGCAGUGGGUGAUUUUAAAAUUGGGUCAGUGGUAAUAUUAAUUUCCAGUCAUACUUCAUUGUAGAAAAAAACGAUCAUCAUAGCUGAUACUAGCAUCUAUAUGCAUCUUUCAUCUUUUUCAAUACCCUGGAUAACUGAAAAUCUCAGCCAGUGACUAUCUGGACUCAGGUUCUAUCUUAGCUGUUAAUUUCCAGGAAACAUUUACUUUUUUGUUGUAGUAACUUGCAGAAUAGAAAGUCUGGCAUAACUGCAAUUAUAAUGCUACAGUUACACAACCGCAGUAUCAUUCUGGCAGAAUAGAGGCAUCCUCUAACAUGUAAUUUUCUUCCCUUCUUUGUCCCCUUUCCUUCUCCCUCACUCUUCCUCCAAGUCAAUGUUCUUCCCCAUCCUGUGCGUCAUAUUUAGAUGCAAGAUACACACUCCACAAGAGAAGCGUCCUUCACAAAUAGCCCCAGAAUAAGUAUCCAAAUGCAUAUAUGCUUACUUCCAGUCUCCAGUCCACUAGGUAGAAAAUUUAAACAUAUAUGUGCCCAUGAAAUUAAUAACAAUUUCCAUAGCCUGGAAGGAGGGAAGAUAGUCUCUUCCAUUCAAGCAACUGAAAAUAUUGCUCCUUCAGUGUGAAAACUGAACUGCUUUAUCACCUAAAAGUAAGCAAAGCUAACCACGUUCACUAUAGUAAUUGUAAGUUGCAGCCACUGCAGACAGAUGGUAAAUUCUUUAAGACUAUAGGAAAAAAUCUGAAUUCACAGGGAAAACUAUAAACUUUAUUUCCAUGUUUUCCAGUGUUUCAUACCCGAUGAAGAUUUUUGCGAAGAUUUUUUUUUUGAACUGCCAAAUCUGUUUUGAUUAGAAGGAAGAGUUUUUACUACAAACUGAUACAAGAUGACACUUCCAAGUCAUACUUCUGGAUUAUUGCUACAAGACCUGUGAAAUAGGACUCUUCAGUGUAAUUUCAUGAGCAUGUAUGAAAACAGCUGUAAACUGCAAAUUUAGAACUUCUCCAAAGAGCUGAAAAGUAUUCACAGAGGAUAUAGGAAAAAAAUCAUUUUAACUCUUUUCGUCCAAUAAAGAAUGUGAAAAUCUG
Messenger RNA from Dromaius novaehollandiae (emu), 4578 nucleotides. RefSeq names its product chromosome 13 C16orf46 homolog (gene C13H16orf46). Bases 138 to 1346 code for a protein of 402 amino acids. The transcript is spliced from 2 exons. The record is from RefSeq and is a predicted model, not a curated record. NCBI's taxonomy places the organism in Eukaryota, Metazoa, Chordata, Aves, Casuariiformes, Dromaiidae.